AUGGACUUAGCGCUUUUGCUGGGGUUGGAUCAACUGCUGGUGCCAAAUGAACUCAAGGAGCUGUUCACAUCUGGCUGCGCGUUAAGUAAUCUCUUCGUGAGGUCAAAUGAUGUCAAAGACCUCGAUAAGGCAAUACACGCGUUCGGCCAAGUUAUCUCGGCGUUAACAGAAGAGGAUGGCCUACGAGCAGACGCACUGCGUGAAAUAGGGACAUCAUAUGUUAAGAAAUACGGGGUCUCGGGACAGGUGCCAGACCUACGGCGUGGCCUCGAUCUUUAUGAGAAGGGAAUCGAUACAAUGGAGGUCAACUUCGCUCUGAAAGCUGACUACGAGACCCGCCUAGCAAUGAUGCAUCGAUUUGCAUUCUCUGAAACGGCAGACAGCUCGAACCUUGAACGAGCUAAACACUUCGGAGAACGAGCUGUCAAUAAUGGAUCUUCCAAGCCUGUUGAUCGUGCUCAAUAUCUCACCAACCUCAGUCGGAUUUUUCAUACCUCGUAUCAGAAAACGGGAAAUUUGGAAGAGCUUAAUCAUGCACGAGAGCUUUCUGUAAAAGCGGUGGACCUGCGGCCACCAACGUCAACCGCUUUCUUUGAAGAGCAUCUAAUUCAGUUGGGCUUUGUGACACUGGGCAGAUACAUAGCUACGGGGGCGAUUGCGGAUCUCAACCGAAAAUGGGCGGAGCUGCAGAUGAAUCUAAGUCUCGCCUAUCAUCUCCGAUUUCAGCGAACACAAACUCCCGGAGAUCUGGAGCAAUGCGAAAUGAUCUCACGCAGGGUGAUUGAGUUGAAACCGGACCCCCUGUAUCAAGGGAAGGCAUGGCAGCAACUUGCGCUUAUAAGCAUGGACCAAUACGAGAGGCACAAGGUAAUCGGCUCGCUCAACGCCAUUGACCAUGUAGACGCUGCGAUUCAGAACUUCAGAGAGGCUCUCCAAGUCACUCCCCCAAGCAUAGCAGCGCGUCAAUCAGAGUACUUGUCGAAUAUUGGAGUAGCAUAUAUAGCCAGGUACAAGAUAACGGGGUCGGCGGAAGAUCUAGACCAAGCUGCGGACGCCUAUCAGAAAGCGAUACAAAUGAAACCGGAAGCUGAGAGGGAUAACUUCCUUUCCGCUGGGCUCGCGACCGUCUUUGAGCUAAGAAGAGGCCGAGGAAGCAACGCUGAUGACAUACAACAGGCGCUUGAUCUACUCCGGAUCACGCUUGAAAACCCAUCGGUUUCUUUACAAAGCAGAGUCGAGGCAGGCAUGAGGAUGAUGUAUCUUCAGGCAUCUACGGGAAAGUUGGAGGAGGCAAAUCGAGUUUCGAACACUAUUCUGGGCCUGAUACCGCUUCUGACGCCUCGGUUUCUGGGCGUCGCGGAUAAGCAACAGCUGCUCCGUAGCCUUACCAGUUUCGCUUCCGACGCGGCGGCGGUAGCGUUAAUGGCAGACCAGAGUCCUUUCGAGGCUUUGAGUGUCAUUGAGCUUGGACGAGGUGCCAUCCUCGGUUCUCUCAUUGACUUGCGAAGCGACAUUUCCGAGCUGCAUGAGAAAUACCCCGACUUGGCAGGGAAGUUUGUUGAGCUGCGUGAUCGGAUUGAUGCUCCGAUUCCAUCUACACAAACACAUUUCAUCGAACUUCAGCGAGCCCGCCAGAAGAUUCGAGAGCUUAGCCAGCAAGUGCGUGAAAUUCCCGGGUGGGAAACAUUCAUGAACUCGGCGGCCGAAGACGAGGAACUGACCCCGACGGAGUGGGAGCUCAGAAUGGAUGUGGAUGAUCUCACGGAAGACUAUCCUGAUAUAGCGAACGAGUUUUACGAACUGAUAGACCGUCUCGACGAGCCCAUGCCCUCGAUUGAGGAUCAUAUCAGCCAAAGAAAUAAGUCCAGCGAGGAGAUUGAACGUUUAAUCCAAGAGAUUCGCGAAAUGCCUGGAAUGGGGCGCUUCCUUCUGGCCCCAACAGAGACAGAAAUCAUAAGUGCUGCUGAGGAAGGGGCCAUUGUCGUCAUCAACGUCAGUCAGUACCGGUGUGACGCUUUUGUCAUACACGAGGGUCAUAUCGGAGUUGUUCCGCUCCCCGGCGCAAGUCUGCUGGAUGUCCAGGACUUGUCAAAGAGGCCUCUGGAUGACGAAUACGUCUUGGAGUGGCUAUGGACCACUAUCGCCCUGCCGGUGCUUGACAGCCUCGGGAUUAGUCAAACGACUGAAUCCUCGUGGCCUCGCAUCUGGUGGGUUCCUACUGGGCCUUUGGCUAAUUUUCCAAUCCAUGCAGCGGGCUUUCAUCGUAAUACACCUGGAAUGAGUGUGCUCGACCGAGCAAUAUCGUCUUACAGCGUUUCUGUGAGAGCAAUCAUCCACAACAGACAAUAUCGGGUAAGACAUACAACCACACCGAAGCCCCAUAAGGCUCUGCUUGUCAGUAUGUCCAAGACUCCUGGACAUGCCUCUCUUGGUUUUGUAGACAAGGAGAUGAAGGAAGUUGAACGGAGGUGUUCAUCCCUGCAGCUUUCAGUCACGAAGCCAGAAACUGUCCGGAACAGCGUGCUAGAGGCUUUGAUCGAUUGCGAUGUAUUUCACUACGCUGGGCACGGGCGAACAGACCCUCUGGAUCCUUCCCAGAGCAGUCUGCUCCUCUCUGACUGGAUGAAGACGCCCUUGACAGUAGGAACCUUGCUGGACACGAAUAUUCAGCAGAGACGUCCGUUUCUAGCGUACCUAUCAGCUUGUGGCACCGGCCGUGUGCGCAAUCCAGAACUGAUUAACGAGGGUAUUCACUUGAUUAGUGCAUACCAGCUUGCCGGCUUUCGUCACGUUGUUGGGACCCUGUGGGAGGUGAAUGAUGAGGUUUGCGCCGAUAUGGCAGCAGGCGUGUACGAAGUAAUGUGUGCUGAAGGGAUGUCGGAUGUCUCCCCUUCGCAAGGUCUACAUCAUGUCUGUAGGAAGCUGAGAGCACGUUGGCUCCAUGAGAUGGAGAGGCGGUCAAUGGGCCUCGAACGACAAAGGGACAUUUCAAAGAGGCUUGAUCCAAAGAUCAACCAGAUUUCUGCGGAUCUCCACACCGAGAGACAUGGCAGAGACGCGAUAUUGGAAGACGAAGAUCAGACAGGGCCUCUGCACUGGGUGCCUUACGUUCACUACGGGCUAUAG
Molecule: messenger RNA, 3126 nt
Organism: Clonostachys byssicola
Lineage: Eukaryota; Fungi; Ascomycota; Sordariomycetes; Hypocreales; Bionectriaceae
Source: the annotation of a GenBank genome assembly